Molecule: messenger RNA, 3941 nt
Organism: Oryzias melastigma (Indian medaka)
Lineage: Eukaryota; Metazoa; Chordata; Actinopteri; Beloniformes; Adrianichthyidae
Gene: senp7
Product: SUMO specific peptidase 7
Exons: 23
Coding region: 196-3210 (1004 amino acids)
Biological process (GO): protein desumoylation
Cellular component (GO): nucleus; cytoplasm
Molecular function (GO): SUMO-specific endopeptidase activity
Source: RefSeq, a predicted model, not a curated record
CAACUAGUCAAGAAGGACACGAAGAAGAAGAGGAGUGCAGAAAAGGAAAAUGUGUUCUUUCUGUGCUCUCGAGGAGCUGGAGCAGAGAUUCAUCUGAAAGCAGUUGUUUUUAUUUAUUUGUUUUAGCGUGUAUAUAUAAAAAGAGGCUCUGACGCUGGUGCUCUUGAGGUGCUCACCCCCCCAAACCUCUGGACCAUGAUGCAGAAGAGAAGAGCCCUCACUAUUCCAUUUGUAGUUGACAAACGUAACCUGGUGGAAGACCCCCUCAAAAUCCCGAUGACAUGUCUUCCACCGGAGUGUGGAAAGUUAGGACAGGUUUCCUGGACUGCGUUUGCGGGAUGUCAAUUCAGAUCCCGUAAUUCCCAACAGAAAAACGGAUCCACAGUGUUUCAUAACAGUCGGGCGACAAUGAUCACCCUGGAAAUGGAUCGGAGGAAGCCGCUGUUGAUCCUGACAGACGUCUUAAAGACAGAAAUGGGUAAAGCUCACAUGGAAAGGAUCAGAAAGAGUCGAAGGAAACAAGGUUCUCAGAAGGACAGCAGGCCCAGCAGAGAGGAGCCGGCGGCCUGCAGAGGGAAGAAGGCCAGCCAGAGCGAGAGCAGGGAUAACUGCAGUUCAGGUCGUAGAAGCAACCAGAGGACGACCCCAUCCUCGUCUCAAAGGUCAAAAUCUAGAAGAAAACUUUCAAAUGUUGAGGACAAAGAAGACAUUAAAGAGAUGGUCAUUGGAACGGAAAGCUCUUUCUCUGAGGUUGUAGACUGUGGAGUGUCUUUGAGCUGGAAGUCCAACAAGAAGGCAGAAGACUGUGAUGAGCUGUCUCCAGAUGGGAUCAAAGUCAGACGGACAAACCAGAAGAAGGAUUCACCACAGAAAUUGAAGCGUAAAUGUCCGGAGACCAACGCUCAGUGUAAUGGCGUUCGCAGCUCCAAGCGCCACCGUCUGCACACUGAGGAAAACCAGGACGAGGGGGAGUCGCCCCCCAUGUCCGCUGGUCCGGACAGAGCGGAGGAGGAUUUGGAUUUGGACAGUUGCAUCAUGAAGUUCACGGUCGGAGGAGACGAUCAGACGCAAACUCUGGUUCCGUUUAUUGAAACCAGUUUGAAAAACGAUGACGCGGCGAGGAGCCCUGGGAGAAGAUCCUCAGUCAGGCAGGACAGAGGGUCUCCGGCCAGCCCCUUCGAGCCCAUUGUGCUGUCCAGUGACGACGAGGCCGGUGAUGACGGCCUAAAAGGUCGCGCAAAGGUCACUGCUGAAGUUUCAGACAUGCAAAGCGAUGCCUCACAGGAAGCUUUAUGUGAGGAGGAUCCAGACACCCAGAUGACUGAAGCAGCUGAGGCCUCUCCUGACUCCCCACUGGAAACUCUCGUUUUCGAAGAGGACUGCGCCGGGAUGAGCGUGGCCUUCUGGAGUCUGCGCUGUGGAGGUUACAGAGGAAAUGCAAACGGAGCGUUCAUGAUAACAAAAGAUCAAAUCAUCAUCCCACUGAAAGAUGCCAGCGGUCAGCGGCAAGUGGUGCUGAUGUUUGAGCGCAAAGAGCUGCGGAGGUACAGCAUCUGGGAGCAGUUCGAGCUGAAGGAGCGGGGGCUGCACUUCGUCUGCGACGGGGCCGACUCCCCUGCCGUCCUGCUGAUCUGUGUGUCGCAAACCGCCGCCGCCGCCAUCCAGCAGAACCUGUUCCAGCUCCACCGCACAGAGGAUGGAGACGAAGACACCGGAAAAGCCUGUCCUUUUCUUUUCCUGGGCCUCAAAGACCCUCUGCUGGGCAUGGAAGGCGCUCUGCUGCGCUCCUUCUUGGAUAUAGACUGUAUCAAGAGUCUGACUCACCACAGGAGGAGCAACACAGAGGAAAGCACGGACUUUGAAGACGCCCCGGUUCUGUCUCUGGAUGAAAGCUUAGAACUGAUCCAGAGGAGCGGACUGGACGUGGACCUGCUGCUCAUGCAGGGCGCGACCAGAACCAGCCUGGAGCUGAACGACGACCAGAACAGCCUGCAUUCAGAUGCAGACGAACUCCCAACGGCUCACAUCUGGCUGGACACCAAAGAGUCCGAACCAGAGACGCCGCCGGAAGAAGAGGCGGAGAUUCAGGCCGAACCAAAGACGGAGGAGGUGGAGGAGGAGCUGCAGAGCCCUCCUGAUGACCCGAAAAAGGACACCACUCCCGCGUACACGCUUCGCCAUCAAAGAACCAAAGGCUCGUACUCCGUGUCUCUGUGUAAGCCCCGCUCCAACUGGAUCCCAUACAAGCACCAGGGUGUGGCCCGCAGGUUGAUCCAGUUCCCGCCUCCGCCGCUGAAGGGAGGAAUCACUGUUACGAUGGAGGACCUGCAGUGUCUCGACACUGGAAAGUACCUGAACGACGUCAUCAUCGACUUUUACCUCAAAUACCUGCUCCUGAACACGCCCGCCGCUCUGAGCGAGCGCUGCCACGUCUUCAGCAGCUUCUUCUACAAGCAGCUGACGCGCAGAGACAACGCCAGCGAGGGCAGCAACAGCGAUGCCUGUCAGAGGCAGCGGCGCCAUCAGCGGGUGAAGACUUGGACGCGUCAUGUGGACAUCUUCAAAAAGGACUUCCUGUUUGUGCCUGUCAAUCAGGAAGCACACUGGUAUUUAGUCGUCAUCUGCUUUCCUGGACUGGAUGAGCCUAAAGUGGAGCCGUGGACGGCGGGCUCCCACGGCGAGGAGAAGGCUGGACGAUGUAAGAGAUCUGAGGCUGACGCUGAGAUGAACCGCAGCAAGAGCGUGGAGACGGAAGCUGAUAAUACUCCAAAGGAACCCAGUAAAAACUCACCAACUUCUCCAGUAAACUGCACAGAGCAGACGUGCAGCAGAGAGAGCGUCCACAGGAGGCCGUGCAUUCUCCUCAUGGAUUCUCUGAAAAUCUCUCUUCACGAGAGAGUCGUCAAACUCCUCAGAGAUUAUUUGCAGUCGGAGUGGGAGGUCCGCCGCGGCUCACAGAGGGAUUUUGGUCCUGACCAGAUGAAAAGCUCAAACUGCAAAGUUCCUCUUCAGGAUAACAGCAGCGACUGCGGCCUUUACCUGCUUCAAUACGUGGAGUAUUUUUUGAAGGACCCUGUCGUACACUUCGAUCUCCCUCUUCAGCUACAACAGUGGUUCCCACGGCAACAGGUUCGGAGGAAACGAGAUGAAAUCAGAGAUUUGAUUCUCAACCUUUACCGACAUCAGCAGCUGGAUAAAGAAAAGUCUUGAGUCUGUCGCGCUGCUCACACUGAGCAAAAGACAUUUAUUUUGAAGGUUUCUCAACACAUCGGUGCUUCCUGUGGCUCCUAAAGGAGCAGAGGAGCACCCCCAUCAGGAACUGAAGAAAUGCCUCAAGAAGACUGAAAUGAAGACUGUUUUUACGUUCCAAUGUCACACCUCAAACCAGACGGCACUAAAAGUUCUGGAAAAUUCUGUUCUGUUCAGACAUUUCAUGUUCUCUGUAGCAUUAAUAUUUUCUCUGCAGGAUGCUCCUUUAAAAAAAUCUGGAUUAUUUUAAAGCGAUGGAUGCCCCGCCCCCUCCACGAGUUUAAACACACCUCCUCUGAUUUUGUAGAUGACUCUGUUUGUCCCUCACAAACCCAACCAGCACACCCAAAACAUGCUUUUAAACUCUUCAAUUGAAAUUGGAAAAAAAUGGCCAAAUUUUAGCAUUGUAGCUGGUUUUAUUUAAUGCAUUAACACAGACUUUUUCUUCCAUUUAGAUGAAAGAAAGCGGUUUUAUAAAAACUUCACCAGAGUAGAAACUUCAGUCCCUAACUGCUGUUAUAUGUCUAUUUUUUUACUGAGAGAAAUUUUGUAGUUCUUUUGCUUCAACUGAUGCUAUUUGUACAAAAAAAGCUCAUAUUUGCCUUUUUUUUAGACAUUGUGUUUGUGUUAAACAGAAGCUUAGUCCAAAAAUGCAUCUCAACUACUUGUGUAUUAAAACUUGUAGAAUGUUG